CACACACACACACACACACAGCAUGAGCCAGUUGCCAUCCUCGCCGGAUGACACUCGCCUGACCAGCCCGCCGGUCAACAGUCAAGUUUUCUAUGCCACCCUGGCGAGCAUCCCACCGGCCCCCACGCGCUCGGCCGCGUCCGAUCUGUCAAUCGCGGCUACCGGAUCCGACACGGCCUUCGAACAGCGCGCCCUCAACCGAUACAUCAUGUUGGACAAUAUUUCUCGAUCCGAGCGCAUCGGGCAUGGGCUGCGCGCCGAAGUCGAGGCAUCCGGGGCGGAGACCUUCGCCGAGCGGCGUCAGGCCGGCCGGCGUCUCCGCCGCCGCGCGGCCAUCGUCUCGGCCAAGCGCGCUCGCGCCGAGGGGUGGUUCAGCGUCAGCCCCCGUGGCGACGCGGCUGCCUUUGCGCGGAUCGUGGCACUCCACAGCCUCUGGCAGGACUACAUGCGUGCAGUGUUGUUGAAUGACUCGAACUCCAGCUCCAUCUCCGUGAAGAUCCUCAAGGCCGACUGGCAAGGAUCCAUCGUAUCCGUCGUGCAAUCCAAGUCACCGACACUUGUCGGCAAGUCCGGCAUCGUUGUCCGGGAAACCGCCAAAACCUUCGAACUUGCCGAGCCCUACUAUCCCGGUGGAACCGAGCUGCCGGGGGAUACUUCGGCCUCCGGAGAGGGCGGUCUUCUGGCAUCCGGCGAGCUGCCUUCCUACCGGCUGGUGCGUGUUCCCAAGCGCGGGGCGGUUUUUUCGAUGACCGUCCCCGGGUCCGGCGCGUCUCGUGUUCUGCCCGGCACACCGCCGACCGACGGUAAAUCGUCCGCCACCGGGCCCGAGGGUCGGCAGCCUCAGCCCGGGAGAUCGGCCCCCGGGACAGGCUCCCCUCCGUUGGACCUCACGCCUGGCAGGGGCCUCUGGGAGGUGACCAUCUACGGGGACCAGGUGUGUUGCCGAGCGGCCGAGCGGUCAACGCGCAAGUUCAAGGGCCAAUCUUCCAUCCGGCUGUAGGUGCCCUUGCCCAACGCGCUGGCUAUUUUUCCUCGUGUCCCUAUGUCUCUCUCUCCCCUCCUCCCCUGGUGUGGAAAGUCCAAAUACAAAAACCAUUCUCUC
Fonticula alba is the source of this 1102-nucleotide messenger RNA. RefSeq lists its product as hypothetical. Gene Ontology annotation, cellular component: ribonuclease P complex; ribonuclease MRP complex. The coding region runs from base 23 to 1000 and encodes 325 amino acids. Gene Ontology annotation, molecular function: ribonuclease P RNA binding. The record is from RefSeq and is a predicted model, not a curated record. Lineage: Eukaryota; Rotosphaerida; Fonticulaceae. The transcript is spliced from 4 exons. Gene Ontology annotation, biological process: rRNA processing; tRNA 5'-leader removal.